This is a messenger RNA of Candidula unifasciata, 3603 nucleotides long. The record is from the annotation of a GenBank genome assembly. NCBI's taxonomy places the organism in Eukaryota, Metazoa, Mollusca, Gastropoda, Stylommatophora, Geomitridae.
AUGUUUAUAAAAUCGAUCGUGAUUGACGGUUUUAAAUCUUAUGCUCAAAGAACGGAAAUUAACGGCUUUGAUCCACUUUUCAAUGCAAUUACAGGUUUGAAUGGAAGUGGAAAGUCCAAUAUUUUGGAUUCGAUUUGUUUUCUUCUGGGCAUUUCAAAUUUAACCCAGGUGCGAGCGGGAAGUCUUCAGGACUUGGUGUACAAAAGUGGUCAAGCUGGUGUCACUAAAGCCACUGUCAGCAUCAUCUUUGAUAACACAGACAAAGGGCAAACACCACUGGGAUACGAGCAUUAUGAUGAGAUUACUGUCACUAGACAGGUUGUCAUAGGUGGUCGUAACAAGUAUCUUAUUAAUGGAAGUAAUGCCAAUAACAUGCGAGUACAGGACCUGUUUCGCUCUGUUCAACUUAAUGUCAAUAACCCUCAUUUUCUCAUCAUGCAAGGGCGGAUUACAAAAGUACUCAACAUGAAGCCCCCAGAGAUUCUUUCAAUGAUUGAAGAAGCAGCUGGGACAAGAUUGUAUGAAACGAAGAAAGAGGCAGCUCAGAAGACUAUAGAGAAGAAAGAUGCAAAACUGAGGGAAAUUGACUCGGUUUUGAAUGAGGACAUCACGCCCACUCUGACUAAGCUUAGAGAAGAACGUUCCUCGUAUCUAGAAUAUCAGAAGAUUAUUCGGGAACUGGAACAUCUAAACAAGCUGUAUAUCGCAUACCAGUUUGUUAAAGCUGAAGAGAGGAAAAAGAAAUCUGCGGAUGAUUUGGUGGAUAUGCAAGAAUUGAUUGUGAAAACCAAUGCCAGGAUUGAUGAGAUCAAGACCAAAAUUUCUCAGAUAGAUGUGGCCAUAGCACAACUAGAAAAGAAGAGGAAUGAGGAAUCUGGGGAUUUGUCUACACAGUUGGAGGCAGAACUGGCAGACAAAAAACUGCUGCAUGUCAAAGUUCAGAGUGCUGUCGGUGCCAAGAAGGACAUGCUCAAAACUGAGCAGAAGAGGCAAAAAGAGAUCAACAAAAACAUUGAUGAUAACAAGGCAACCAUUGUAACCCGAGAGAAAGAUCUGGGUAAGAUUGAAGGCAGUGCUGAAAAGAUGCGAUCAGAGAAACAAGCAGCGGAACAAGAGUAUGAAGCAGCAAAGAAACAUUUCCAGGCCGUAAGUGCUGGCUUGUCCUCAAACUCUGAUGGAGAGGCAGCUACACUAAAUGACCAGUUGAUCACUGCUAAAAGUGAUAUCUGCAAGGCAGAGACAGAGACAAAACAAGCUCACAUGAGACUGAAGCAUGCACAGCAGGAAAUCAAAAGCAAAGAAUCUGAGCUCAAGAAGACAGAGCAGGAUUAUAAAAAGAAUCAGACCAACUAUGAAGCCCUGAAGAAAAAUCUCAGUAAACUCGAGGCUGAUAUGAAAAAGUUUGGGUAUGAAGAAGGUUCAGAGGACGCCCUGGCAACAGAGAGGAGAACCCUGGCCAAGGAGGUACAGGAUCAUAAAGAAAAGCUGUUGACUGUGGAAGCCAGGUACCCACAUCUCAAAUUUGACUAUAAAGAUCCAGAGAAAAACUUUGACAGAAGUAAAGUUCAUGGGCUUGUCUGUAAGCUGUUUGAUGUGAAGGAUUCCAAGUUCUCCACAGCCUUGGAGGUGACAGCAGGAGGAAAGCUGUACAAUGUUGUGGUGGAUUCGGAGCUGACUGGCAAGAAGCUUCUCAAAAAUGGAGAACUCAAGAGAAGGGUCACCAUUCUCCCAAUCAACAAAAUCAGUGGCAGGACUAUUGAUGAGCCAACUCUGAGGAGAGCUGAAGCUUUGGUUGGUAAAGACAAAGUGAGGCCAGCCAUCUCGCUCGUCAACUUUGACAAUAAAUUUAGCCCUAUAAUGCAGUUUGUGUUUGGCUCAGUAUUUGUAUGUUCGGAUUUGGACAGUGCUAGCAAGGUGGCCUAUGACCCAAAGAUUGCCAAAAAGUGUGUUACUAUUGAAGGAGAUAUUGUCGAUCCUGCUGGUACCUUGUCUGGAGGUGCCAGAAUGCAAGCGACCUCCAUGCUGGCUAUGUUGAGUGAGCUGCGGCAGAUAGAGGAGACCUUGACCACAAAAACAAAGAGACUCGAACAGCUGGAUAGAGAACUGACUGAAGUCAGGAAGGUUGCAACCAAAUACAUGGAAGCCAAACAGCAGUAUGACUUGAAGGCGCAGGAAGCUGAACAAGUGGGCGUGCGGCUGGCACAGAGCAGUCAUCAUCAGCUGCUAGAGGAGGUGAAUUCCCUCAAGGCAUCAGUGGAGGAACAGAAUCAGAUUCUCAAAACAGCUGAAGAGAUCCAGAAGAAAGCUCAGGAUAAGGUCAGGGAUCUUGAAAAUAAACUGAAGAAUGCGUCAGCUCUAAGGGAAAAGGAACUCAAGGAAGCUGAUAAGAGAGUCGCAGAAAGCAAGAAGAGAAUGGAGGAAGCAGCAAAUAAAGCAAAAGAUCAUCUUCAGGAGGUUGAUGGCAUGAAGCUAGAGAUUGAGACCCUGCAGAAGGAGAUGCAGUCGUACGAAGAGUUACUGGUGACUGUGGCAGAUUCCAUUACAGCUAUCAGUGAGGCUUUGAAAGAGCUCAACGAGGAACUUGCAGUGUCUCAGAAUCAUGUGCAGCAAGCCCAGGAGGCACUAAACAAGCAUAGAGAGACUCUGAAAGCGUACAAUCAAGACAUUGCCAACUUAGACACAGAGAAGAAGAAACUCAACAAAGAGAGCAAAGAUUGUGGGCUUCAGAUUCAAGAUCUGGAGCACAAGACGACCAAGUUUCAGAAGGACUCGAAAGAAGCGAGCAGAUAUGUGGAGUCUUUACUGGAAAACUACGACUGGAUUGUGGAUGAGAGGAAAUUCUUUGGCCAGCCCAACACCAUUUAUGACUUUGAUGCACAAGAUCCUAAAGAAGCGGAGAAGAGAAUCCAGAAGUUGACUGAGACUAAAACCAAAUUGUCUAAGAGUGUCAAUGUUCGAGCCAUGAACUUGUUGGGCUCUGCAGAGGAGCAAUACACUGAUCUGAUGAAAAAGAGGAAAGUGGUCUUAAACGAUAAGGCAAAAAUUGCCUCUGUCAUAGAAGAACUGGAUAAGAAGAAGAAAGCAGCGCUUAUCAAAGCAUGGGAGCAAGUGAAUAAGGACUUUGGUUCUAUAUUCUCCACCCUGCUGCCAGGAACCCAGGCUAAACUAUGCCCCCCUGAGGGGCAGACAGUUUUGGAUGGCCUAGAAGUCAAAGUUGGGUUUGGAUCUGUGUGGAAGGAGUCCCUGGGCGAACUCAGUGGAGGUCAAAGGUCUCUGGUUGCCUUGUCACUGAUUCUGGCGAUGUUGUUGUUCAAACCGGCUCCCAUUUACAUUCUGGACGAAGUGGAUGCAGCGCUGGACCUGUCUCACACACAGAACAUUGGGCAGAUGAUCAAAUCUCACUUCAAACACUCACAGUUCAUUGUUGUCUCCCUUAAAGACGGCAUGUUCAACAAUGCUAACGUACUUUUCCGCACCAAGUUUGUUGAUGGCGUGUCCACUGUGUCCAGGCAUGUACAGCUACAAAACCAUCAUUCUUCAGGGGUCGGAGCAGACAAGGAAAAUAUCGGGGUCAACGGACAAAGGAAAAAACUUAAAAAAUAG